Gadus macrocephalus (Pacific cod) is the source of this 3387-nucleotide messenger RNA. It is a transcript of the gene pcsk7, whose product is annotated as proprotein convertase subtilisin/kexin type 7. Gene Ontology annotation, molecular function: serine-type endopeptidase activity. The record is from RefSeq and is a predicted model, not a curated record. Gene Ontology annotation, cellular component: Golgi membrane; trans-Golgi network. Bases 174 to 2516 code for a protein of 780 amino acids. The transcript is spliced from 17 exons. Gene Ontology annotation, biological process: protein processing. Lineage: Eukaryota; Metazoa; Chordata; Actinopteri; Gadiformes; Gadidae.
ACUAUCUGGGCCACUGGGAGCUGUCCUACCCUGCUGCCUAGCCAGAGCAGGACCAGGACUCAUCCUCCUUCUUUUAAUGGCAUUAUGCAUAGCUUUUAGAUGUCAUACACUGUUCACGACCUACCAGUGUCUUCUGUGUGUGCGGUCGUGGUUGCUGUUCAGAUGACGUGGGGAUGCUAAUACGACCCUCCGCUUGUCUCUCGGUUGCCAUGACAACGCCCUAUCUCUCCCUGUUCCUCCUACUGGUGUUUCUGUCCUCGUCCUGCCUGCUGUAUCUCAACCUCCAAUCGGAAUCCUUCUCUUCGUCCGUUCCCCUGCCGCCCCCGUCCUGUGGUCUGGGCCAGUCCUGGGCCGUGCGGCUGAGCUUCAGCUCUUCCCAGGAGGACGGACUUCUCGUGGAUCUCGAUGUGGUUGCAGACAAGGUGGCAGAACAGGUCGGACUGGAGAACCGGGGUCAGAUCGGACAGCUGGAAGGCCACUACCUCCUGUGUGCCUCAAAGCCCAGGCUGGGGGCUACCGCUUGGGCAGACAAGUGGGCCCACUCCGGAGACCUGCUGGCAGCCCACCCGCAUGUGCUGUGGCACUCCAAGGACAUUGUCCUCAGCAGAUCCAAGAGGGCAAUGACCUUCAAUGACCCCCGCUACCCGAACCAGUGGCACUUGCACAACAAACAGAGAAAGGGCAUGGACAUCAACGUGACGGGCCUGUGGGAGCGCAACAUCACUGGGACAGGGGUCACGGUGGUGGUGGUGGAUGACGGAGUGGAGCACACGCUGCAGGACAUCCAGCCCAACUAUAGUCCAGAGGGCAGCUAUGACCUGAACUCCAACGACCCCGACCCCAUGCCCCAUCCGGAUGCCCACGGUGACAACCACCACGGCACCCGCUGUGCUGGGGAGAUCGCCGCCGUGCCCAACAACAGCUUCUGUGCCGUGGGCGUGGCCUACGGGAGCAAGGUGGCAGGUAUCAGAGUGCUGGACGGACCACUGACGGACAGCAUGGAGGCUGUGGCGUUCAACAAACACUACCAGGUCAACGACGUCUACAGCUGCAGCUGGGGUCCAGACGACGAUGGACACACUGUGGACGGACCCCACCCGCUGGGGAAGGCGGCGCUGCAGCACGGAGUGAUCGCUGGCCGAAGAGGGUUCGGCAGCAUCUUCGUUGUUGCCAGUGGUAACGGCGGGCAGUAUAACGACAAUUGCAACUACGACGGCUAUGCCAACUCCAUCUACACCAUCACCAUUGGGGCGGUGGACGAGGAGGGACAGAUGCCCUUCUAUGCAGAGGAGUGUGCGUCCAUGUUGGCGGUCACGUUCAGCAGUGGAAGGAAAGAACUGAGGAGCAUCGUGACGUCCGAUUGGUCGAUGCAGCAGGGGACGGGCUGCACGGACGGGCACACGGGCACGUCGGCUGCGGCCCCCCUGGCGGCGGGCAUGGUGGCCCUCAUGCUGCAGGUGCGGCCCUGCCUGACCUGGCGGGACGUCCAGCACAUCAUCAUCUUCACAGCAACCAAGUACGAUAACAGCACUGACUGGAGGGCUAACGGGGCCGGCUUCCACCAUAGCCACAAGCACGGCUUCGGCCUGCUCAAUGCCUGGAGGAUGGUCAACGCUGCCAAGGUGUGGGAUUCGGUGCCAUUCCUAUUGUCUUAUCAGAGCCCGGUACCGAAGGGGGAUGUGACUAUCCUGACCUAUCCAGACAUUCUGACCCGCACCUGGAAUGUCACCACCCAGGACCUGAGCCAGUCCGGCAUGCAGACUCUGGAGCACGUGUCCGUUACCAUGACGAUCACCCAUCCGUGCCGCGGCAACGUGGAGAUCACACUGGUGUGCCCCAGCGGCAUGACGUCACUUAUCGGGGCUCGUCGUGCCCUCGACCGGGACCCCUCAGGCUACCAGGAAUGGACCUUUUCAACGGUGCGCUGCUGGGGAGAGAAAGCCCUGGGCGAAUACAAACUCCUCAUAGUGGACCACAAGACGCCGACCCCCAAGAUGUGUGCUGCCACGGGGACGCUCACCCAGUGGAAGCUGACCCUGUAUGGGUCCUCGCUCACCUACCGACAGGUCAAGGAGAGACAGAGGCUGGUGGAAGAGGCCAUGAGCGGCCGUUACCUAGACAGCAACUUCUCUCUGCCCUGCCCACCCGGCCUGGACGUCCCCCCAGAGACACUCACCCCCUUCUCCUCCAACAACCUCAAGUUCCUGCUGCUGCUGGGCUGUUUCGCCUUCUUCUGGUCGCUGUACUACACGCUGGAGGUGGGGCUGGCCCACUUGGACCUCCAGGAGUUGCUGUGCUGGCGGAGGGGCCGCGGCGGCGGGGCCCGCCCCCGGACCCACAGGCUCCGCCGGCGGGAACGGGACAGGGGGCCGGACUGGGUGUCGGUGGAGGACGGGGACGAGGAGGAGGGGGAGGAGCAGCAGCAGCAGCAGCAGGAGGACCGGGACUCGGGCAUCGUGCUGGACUUUGAGGCCAAGGCGCCAGCCGCCGCCGCCGCCGAGAGAGUGGCCACGUAGCACCAGGCGCUGGCCGCUGACCUUUUGGGUCUUCUUUUUUAACCUGCUGUACACGCCUCGCGGCACCUUCUCAGGGUCUGAACCCCCCCCCCCCACUCCCUCUUCACCCCUGCUGCCCUCUGCAAGCUGUUGCUCGGUCACUCUCCCCGCUCAGUGGGCUGAGACGGAGAGCGACCGUCAGGGUGGACCUGGACUCACCUGCCCUGCAUUCCUUCACGAUGUGGCCUUCUGGAUGGAAUGACUGAGUAUGGUUGGAGGGGCAUGGUGUGUGUGUGUGUGAGUGUAUGGGUUUAUUAUGUGGAAGGGAAGGUAGGUAGGUGUGUGUGUGUGUGUGUGUGUGUGUGUGUGUGUGUGUGUGUGUGUGUGUGUGUGUGUGUGUGUGUGUGUGUGUGUGUGUGUGUGUGUGUGUGUGUGUGUGUGUGUGUGUGUGGUGAAUCAGGCUGAGAAUUGGGACAGGGGGUGUAGGGGUGUUGAAUGUACGAUGCGAAUUAUCACAACAGUCACCUUGGACUUUAUUUGACGUGCACUACUGUACCCUUAUUUAUAUAAAGAUGUUUUAAUUGUGUGUGUGUGUGUUCGGCACGCGCCUGAUUUUGACUUUCACUCAUGAGUUCAUUCUUUGACGUCUGAAGUUUUAGAGACCUUGAAGUUUAAUGUGCAGAAUUGUAAUACUGUAUGUAUUUUUAUGUUUAUAUAUAUAACACACACACACACACACACACACACACACACACACACACACCUUGUGCCUGGGUCAUCUAAUUAUAUCAAACUGAGUUAAAUGUUUUCUAUGCAAAGGAGUUUCUGGAUUAAAGGUGAUAGCUGAUGGAAAUCCCAGGUGAGCUGUAUGUAAAUAAAGCCUUGAUAAGAA